UUGAAAUCUAGUCUGGUUGCAGGAAAUGUUCAGCCUUAUCAGUUUGUUCUACCGCCGAAUUGGAAACAGUUGCGAAUAGCCAACAUUUUGUCAGGUAAUUACUGCCAACCGAAAUGCGCAGAGCCAUGGAUCGAAGUGAAGUUUGAGAACGAGAAGCAAGGCAAAGUUCAAGUAGUCGCAUCUCCUCUGAUCCGCUUAACCAACAAACCAAAUGCAACCAUUGAAGAUCUCGGUGAGCCAGAGAAAGUGAUUGCUUCUCUUGGUCCCUUUGUCACCGGAAACUCUUAUGACUCUGAUGAACUUUUGAACACUUCUAUCGAAAAGAUUGGAGAUCAAACGUACUAUAAGUAUGUGUUGGAGACGCCAUUUGCGCUCACGGGAAGUCACAAUCUUGCAAAAGCGACAGCAAAGGGUAACACGGUGGUUUUGUUUGUUGUGAGUGCUACUGAAAAGCAAUGGCAGAGCUCACAGAAGACUCUUCAAGCCAUUCUUGAUUCUUUUCAACUGUAAAUCCUGAGUUAUUGUUGAGACUCUGGAUUCAAUAAACCAAAGAGCAAACGGUAUGUGUGAAAUGGGUGCUGUGUGUAGUACAAUUAACUCGGAUUCUUUUCUACUGUAAGUUCAAGCUAUGACUCGGUAUUACAUAGUUUUUUUACUAUU
Molecule: messenger RNA, 660 nt
Organism: Camelina sativa (false flax)
Lineage: Eukaryota; Viridiplantae; Streptophyta; Magnoliopsida; Brassicales; Brassicaceae
Source: RefSeq, a predicted model, not a curated record